UGUUUGAUUUUCAGUUAUAAAUUCUCUAUUGUUUAGUUGUGUUUUCUAAGCGAAAAUUUUUCUUUUGUUCGAAACAUUGAUAAUCGAAGCAAUAAAUCAAUAAUGAAUACCAGAAAUAAAAAAGGACGUGGUGCUACGAAAAAACGUGCACAACGAGCAACAUCCAAUGUAUUUGCCAUGUUUGAUCAGGCUCAAAUACAAGAAUUUAAAGAAGCAUUCAAUAUGAUAGAUCAGAAUCGUGAUGGUUUUAUUGAUAAAGAAGAUCUACAUGAUAUGUUAGCAUCGUUGGGCAAAAAUCCGGAUGAUCCAUAUCUCGAAGGAAUGAUGAACGAAGCACCGGGACCAAUUAAUUUUACAAUGUUUUUAACAUUAUUUGGUGAACGACUGCAAGGCACAGAUCCAGAGGACGUGAUUAAAAAUGCGUUUGCUUGUUUUGAUGAAGAAAAUACCGGUGUUAUUCACGAGGAAAAACUACGUGAACUUCUUACAACGAUGGGUGAUCGUUUCACUGAAGAGGAUGUGGAUGAUAUGUUUCGUGAGGCGCCAAUCGAUAAAAAUGGCCAAUUUGAUUUUGUUGAAUUUACACGUAUCCUAAAACAUGGUGCCAAAGAUAAAGAUGAUCAAUAAAAUAAUAGUAUUCAUUGGGAUCAUUCAAAUAUUAAAUAAUACAAACAAAACAUUUCCUCAUUUUCCAGAAGAUUUUUUAAAAUUAAAUUUUAUAAUUAUUUAUCGAAAAAUGUUCAACCAGAAUGGACCAACAAAAGUCGAUUGCCUUAUCGUCAACGACGAAAAACAAAAGGAAAGAAAAUACGUACACUUUCCACUAAAAUUGUAUUGUCAAACCAUCAUUAGUGUGAGAUAAAAUAAGAUAUUUAUGUGUUAA
Molecule: messenger RNA, 883 nt
Organism: Dermatophagoides farinae (American house dust mite)
Lineage: Eukaryota; Metazoa; Arthropoda; Arachnida; Sarcoptiformes; Pyroglyphidae
Gene: sqh
Product: Myosin regulatory light chain sqh
Molecular function (GO): calcium ion binding
Source: RefSeq, a predicted model, not a curated record